Asparagus officinalis (garden asparagus) is the source of this 1105-nucleotide messenger RNA. Its product is annotated as DNA repair protein XRCC4. Gene Ontology annotation, biological process: DNA recombination; double-strand break repair via nonhomologous end joining; positive regulation of ligase activity. The record is from RefSeq and is a predicted model, not a curated record. Gene Ontology annotation, cellular component: DNA ligase IV complex; nucleus; DNA-dependent protein kinase-DNA ligase 4 complex. The transcript has 5 exons. Gene Ontology annotation, molecular function: DNA binding. NCBI's taxonomy places the organism in Eukaryota, Viridiplantae, Streptophyta, Magnoliopsida, Asparagales, Asparagaceae. Bases 56 to 832 code for a protein of 258 amino acids.
CGUGGCUCUCACCUUCAACCAUUCCAGCCACUUUUCUUCCCGAAAUACCCCUCCGAUGGCGGACAAACGAUCCACAGCCCGCCACACGUGCCUCAAACUCGACCUCCCUCUCGAAUCCUCCAUCUUCGUAAAGGGCACCUGGUUCUCUUCCCACUUCGACCUCGCCAUCACCGACGGCCUCAACGCCUGGACCUGCAAAGCGUCGGAGGCGGAGGUGAGGCAGAGAGCGGAGCAGUGGGACCAGGCGGUGGAGGAGUACGUGGAGUUGGGGGAGAGGUAUCUAGGGUUUCAGCAGCCAGGGUCGCAGUAUGGGUUCGAUGAUGCUGGAAAUGGAUGCAGAAGGUUGUUAUGGACAUUUGAGAAGGAAGGUACUAAAUUAGAAUGGCGUUGGAAAUGCCAACCAUCAUCUGACAGCAAACAAACUACAGCAGAAAUUCUGGAUUUUCUAAUGGAUGCAAAUAUACGUCUUAGUGAAGAGGUUGUUAGGAAGACCCAAUCUUUUGAGAGAUUGAAAGGAGAGGCUGAAAAGUGCUUAUCACAAAGUGAGAAGUUUAGAAAUGAGAAGGCUGAAUUUGAAUCUGCUGUCUAUGCAAAGUUUGUCGCGGUCUUAAACUCAAAAAAGGCCAAAUUGAGAGAGCUCAGGGACCGAAUAUCAAAAUUAGAAGGUGCUGGUAAAGCUCCACAAGUGGAGGAUGAAUCAAGUGAUAAAACUGAGAGCUUUCACGAAGACACUGAUGAUGAAAUAAUUGAAGAUCAUUCGGAUAGUUCUACCGCUGUUUCAGAGAAGGUUGCCGCUUCCAGCUCCAGGGGUCGAAAGCGAACGCGCAAAUAGUUGUUAAGUCGGAGUGUAUUAACUUAGUGUUGUUUUGUGACAUCUGAAUUCUCAUCUUGAUCACCUGCAAUAUAUCAGUUGUUUUGUACAUACAGCUGGAAUUUUCCCAGGUUGCAGUUCCAAGGGUUCAAAGAGAACAUCCUACAGAGGUUUUCUAUAAAAAAAUCGUAUAGGGAGGAAUGAAGAACACAAAUUUCAAUAUUCUGAUUGUACUGUUGUGGUGAUCACAGAUACAAUAUUCUAAUUGUACCAAGUAGUGAUUGCAAAUGUUAA